Messenger RNA from Didymodactylos carnosus, 1365 nucleotides. NCBI's taxonomy places the organism in Eukaryota, Metazoa, Rotifera, Eurotatoria, Philodinida, Philodinidae. The record is from the annotation of a GenBank genome assembly.
AUGGGUGCUCCCAUUGCACCGUUAAUGGCUGAGCUCUUUAUGACAGACUUUGAGGAAAAGAAUCCUGCAUCAAUUAGACAGAAUGGAGUAAGAUUUUGGUGUCGUUAUGUGGAUGACACUUUUGUUCUUUUGGAGAAACAUGUCGAUCCGUAUAUAAUAGCUGUUUUAUUAUCUAGCUUCCAUCUAUCAUUGGCUUUUACGUUCGAGUCAAAGGAUGAGAAUAAUAGUAUACCAUUUCUAGAUGUACAAAUAACUCAUUCAAGCCCAGGCUUUAGUACAAAAGUUUAUAGAAAAUCUACCUUUACUAGUCUCCUCACUCGAUGGGACUCGUAUGUACCUGAUAUAUAUAAACGUAAUGCUAUAGGGACAAUGGUGCACAGAGCCAUUCGUAUAUGUUCGUCAUACAAGUUGCUCGAUGAGGAAUUUGAGAAAACUAUGGAAAUUGCUGGUCACAACGGUUAUCCCAAUAGGUACGUAGAUAAAAUAAUUUGGGAAAAAUUGGAUCAGUAUUACACACUAAAAGUACGUGAGCCUACUGUAUUAAGAGAACGCGUGGUCUUGAAGGUACCAUUUUAUGGACAAGCAAACAUAGUCUACGGGAGACGUGUAUCAACAGCAGUUCAAAAUAAUUUUCCCUUGAAAGAAGUAAAGGUCGUGUAUGAGACUGAGAAGUUAGAUAAGUGCUUCAAUACAAAAGACAAAGUACCUAGUCCACUUGAAUCGGGAAUUGUUUAUAAAGGCACUUGCUCCGUAUGUAAUGAAUUUUAUAUUGGAAAAACGUACCGACAUUUUUGUAAAAGAACAAAAGAACAUUUAAGUGAUCAAACAAAACUUAUCGGAAUCUUUGAACCCACACUCGUAACACCGUCUCUCAAGGCAACAAAACAUAAUACCCUCACACUAAGUGGAAAAGUGUCUGAAAUGAAAGACUCUUCUGGCAACACUAGUUGCUCUUCACAACGAAUAACAGAGUCACAUUGUGUUACCCGAUCACAAACAGGCUGUUUAUCUAGACUUUGGACAACCUCAACCCUCGAACUAAGUAUAAUUGAGGAAACUGUUGAGCAGCUCUGCUGUAUAAAAAAUAAUAACAAAAGAAAAUAUAACUCAGUUUAUGUUGCAAAAUCGGCUAUCGGUAAGCACUACUCUAAUACUGGACAUGUGAUUACAGAUAAUAACUUUGAAAUUGUUUUACGAGAAAAACAAAAGUAUAAGUUGCUGGUUAAGGAAUCGCUAGUCAUUCGGGCUAGUUUAUCCAUGCUUAAUGGUACUGAUCGUUCGGUACCACUGUACGUGUAUUCUGAAGGGGUAAAAUCAAAUCUCUGGGAUAGAAAAAGAAUUCCUAGGAAAGGUGUUGGAGGCUAG